This is a messenger RNA of Bathycoccus prasinos, 16179 nucleotides long. RefSeq lists its product with no specific name. Lineage: Eukaryota; Viridiplantae; Chlorophyta; Mamiellophyceae; Mamiellales; Bathycoccaceae. The coding region runs from base 1 to 16179 and encodes 5392 amino acids. Gene Ontology annotation, molecular function: actin filament binding. The transcript has a single exon. Gene Ontology annotation, biological process: actin cytoskeleton organization. The record is from RefSeq and is a predicted model, not a curated record.
AUGUUCUCUCGUAAAGGCACCGGUGGUACUACUACUGGUCCCACGAGCAGCAGUAAACUCGUGAUGAAAUCCAAAGGAUGGAAAGCGGACAAGUACGAAUUCCAGGUGACUGUUCGCUCGGUGUACAAUCUCCUCCCCGGCACGAAACGAACGCAAUUGCUCGUCAAACGAGGCUCGAAAGUUGCGAAGACACAAAUCGUGGACGCGUCGAACGGCGAGUGCGACUUCAACGACGAAGUGUUGAGUAUUUCCACCUCUCUGUUCGUCAAUCCGAGAACGGGAGAGUACGAGAGUAAACCGAUGUUGCUCACCGUGAAGGAAAUCAUGUCCAAGACGAAAACGCGAGUGUACGCGGAAAGCAAAAUCGAUCUGAUGGAUUUUUGCCUCCAACCAGGGAAGGAAAUCACGAAGACGGUCCCUUUAAAAACCGGGAAAGGAGAGAAGACGGUGCAACUGACGCACGUGCAAUUUUCGGUGCGAGCGAUACCGGUGGCGGAAGGGGUGGCGUUUUCGGAAAUUUCGAGCGACGCGUCGAUCGCGAAUUUGAGCGAUUUUGACGAAGACGACGUCGCGGAAGGAAGGAAGAAAAAGAGACGAGAGCAAGACAUUAACGCGGAACUGGAAUCUGUCCUCGAAGAAGAAGAAUUUGAAGAAAGUUUUGUGCCGUCGGUUUCGGAGGAUCUGUCGCCGCCGCAGAGAGGGUCGGAUCCGACGGCGUCCUCGGACGUCGGCGGAGCGCGAGCGUACUCGACGGCGAAGAAGAGGUCGAAGAAAGCGAACGUUUCGUACGGUGAUGAUGAUGAUGAUGAUGAUGAUGACUACCAGGAAGAUAAAGAAUCUAUGUAUUCCAGCGAAGAUGAUGUUCGUGUAAACAGUGAUGAGAAUAAUAAAAUUCAAACCGGAGCGCUCGGAUACGAUUACAACGCCGACAGCGCUUUUGUGUACAGAGGCGAAGGUCAAAACAACGAAAUCCAACAAGCGCCAAUGCAAGGACAGUUACGUUUUGAAAACGUCGACGGCGGCGUGGAAGCGACAGAUACGUUGGUUCCGGGUAACCGCUCGUUGCGAUUGAUGGUGAACAGAAACUGUAAAAUUAACGUCCGAGUUAUCGAUCGAUUCGGCAAUCCGCGCGCCCGAGGAGGGGACGAUGUCGAAGCGGUCGUCGUGCACACGGAAACGAACGAACGUGCGAGCUGUAAAGUAACCGAUCAUGGUGAUGGGUCGUAUUUGCUCGACUUUUCCUGCCCUUCCGCGGGUGUAUGGAUGCUUCGAUGCGCAUACAACGGACGUUUGAGCAACGAAGUGCACAAACUCGUUGUCUCACACGGACCGUUGACGGCGACAGAUUUGAUUUUGGAUUUGCCGCAAGGUACGCAGCCGUGUGGUGGAUAUGCCCCUGUUCGCGUGCGCAUUGCUCGACCGGAAGAUGGACGCCAGUUUUCCGGUGCGGAAGGGUUCCAAGUGAAACUCACGGCCCCGUCGGGCGUUUCCGUCGGCAUUCCCAUCGAGUGUCAACCAGGGUCGAUUGAAGCCGUUGGAACCAUCUGCUGGCCAGAAGUUGGCGAAAAUUGGGUUUCGGUUACGUUAGACGGUCGUUCGUUACCUGGUGCGCCGCAUGCGGUACAAGUUGCCCCGGAGGUUGCGUGCUUGGCCGCCUCGCAAAUCACCGGCCCGGGCGCGCACAAGUGCAUCGCCGGCGAACGAGCCACGUUCAUCAUCGAAACGAGAGAUCAAAGAGGCAACCGCUUACGAGAAGGCGGGUUUGACUUGGAGGUCUCCCUCAAGUGUAAAACAAAAGCUGGAAACGACGAGCGAUUCCGAGGCGAGAUUAUUGAUUUCGGGAACGGUUCCUACGAAGCGUCGUACGUGUGCAAAGUAGCUGGAAAUUUCGAACUCGUCGUUGCUUUAGGCGAAGAAGAAUUAAACAUGAAAGCUAUUUGCGAACCAAAUGUGGCGGUGAUUCAAUCGUGCGUCUUACUCGGGGACUCGAAUCUCGAUUUAAUCGUCGGUAAAGAAGGUCGAGUGACUAUUCAAAGAAGAGACGCGUACGGGAACGAUUGCCCUUCGAGGCAAGGUCAAUUGGCGUUUCGGUGUACCAUCGACGGCCCAGGUUUAGCGAAAUGCGACGUCAUCGACGGUUCUUACGGUCGAUCAGACGUCGUUGUCAAGUGUACGAUUAUCGGUCGAUACUUUGUCUCCGUUUCGGGAGGUGAACACAUGGAUUCGUUACCGGGCGCGCCUUUUGAAAUUGUCGUCACGCCAAGCAUUGCCGCGGGAUCUGCGUGCGUAACUUCAAUUUAUGGUGCACAACUCGCCUCUCCCGACAGCGACGCCUUAGUCGCCGUUGCGGGCGAUGAAGUCAUCGCGAACGUUUCCCCGAAAGAUAUCUACGGCAACGCGACGUCGUUUACGAGCGAUCAGUCGAUUUUUUUCACCGCCGUCAUGGACGACGAAGAGUACCACUUUGAAAAUCGCGGAGGUCCCAGAGCUGAAGCUACCUUAUCGGCGAGUUUUCAAACCGCAGGUUCGUACUUGCUUUCUGCCGAUGCUGCCGAGGAACCGUUAGCCGGGUACCCGCGCAUUCUUAUUGUGGUUCCGGGAGCAACAGAUCCGAGUAAGUGCAUGGUAUUUGGCGAAGCGGCCGCUGGCGUUCGCGUCGGACGACCGAGCCAUCUCACCAUUCACGCCGCGGAUAAGUUUGGCAACUUGAGAGCUACUGGUGGCGACGUGUUAGACAUGACUUUAGUUUCGCCGGAUGGACGAUCUGUCGUGACGGCGAAAGUUGUAGACCAUUCCGACGGCACGUAUGGGUGCGAAUUCAAACUGGACCAACCGGGAAUGUGGGAUUGUCAAUUAGUCGUCAAUGGCCAAACUGGUCGUUCGGACGUUCAAUCGAUUUUAGCAGAAUACGGUCCAGUUAUAGCGCAAGAAUGUUCGUUCGUUGGACUCGGCUCGGAUAAUUUAGGUGGCGUCGUUUGCUUCGAAAACGGCACGAUUACGAUUUACCCGAACCAUGCCGGCAACGGAACCGUGAACGAUACUUCAGUCGGUCGCAGAUUUAACGGCACGGAAGCUAUGACUACUCGAAUUCUGUUACCAUCUGGUGAAGUUGCCGAGGUGAAAUUGACGUUCGAGAACGGCGUGUAUACCGGCACGUACCGCUGGACGCAAGUCGGCAUGCACACGAUUUCGGUCAAUUUAAGCCAAGAAGCUAUCAUCGGGUCGCCAUAUAACGUCGAAAUCCUCCUGUCGUUGCCGCAAAUUCCCGAGAACCUCUCUGCCAGAGAGAUUGCGGACAUGUUACCGAACCUUCUUCCGGAAGGCGCCGCGCAAGCGCUUUCGAACUUGUCUCCGAAGGACGCCGCGGACGCCAUCCAAGGCCAAGACGUGGAAAACGUCGCGAGAAUGUUGAGUGGCGUCAUGCCUGGAACUUGCGCUGAAAUUCUCUCCGAACUUCCUCCGAAAGAUGCAGCGGAUAUUUUAGGUGCUAUGCGUGACCCAACAGACGUUCUCCUCGCUAUGAGUACGGAAGACUUGGCAAAAAUCUUAGCCAGCGCGGAUCCGGAAGACAACGCCAAAUUCCUCGACGCUUUGAAGCAAUUAAGCCCGGGAGAUUUAGGACCGCUUUUAAAAAACUUAGACCGUGGGAACUUGGAGAAGCUAUGCGAAGACAUCGAUAUCGCCGAUGUCGUCGGAAAAUGUAAAGAUAAAAAGGAUAAAGCUGGUAUUCUAGCACGAUUACCGCCGAGGCUCGUACCAAAAGCCAUGCGAACUCUGGACGUGAAAGAGCGCGCGGAAAUGUUAGAGAUGAUUGAAACUAUGCGCAGAGAAGCUGGAUUUAGCGAGUCUACGAGUGGAGACGGUUGGAACUGGAUCGAUUUAAUUGCCGGGUGUUCCAACGCUUGGCUUUCGGAUCCUUCCUUGCCGGCCCACGAACGACAAACUAGACGACAAAACGCUUUAGAACGCUUAGAAAAUUUAGCGCCGGUGAUGAUAGACAUAUCCUGUAAAGGCGGAUGUGCGCUGUAUGAAGCUGGCUUUGACGAUGCCGACGGCGAAGACGUCGCAGUUGUCGUAUAUGCCUUACUUUUAGCGGACGAUACCGGGGGGGUCAUGCAAACCAAAGACGAGACGAACUCGAAUCACGCGUUGAGUUUUUUCCGAUGCUGUCGAGAAGAUCAACGCAUCGUGGCGUUGCCCUUCUUAUUGGAUAACAAAUCCUUUGGUCGAUUAGCGUUGGAAAUGACACCGGAAGAGCUCGCAGAUUUGCUCAAAGAUCAAGAUUCAUCGACCGUCGAACGCGCCUUUUGCCAAGUGUGCAAGCAUAAAGGUCACGAGCUGGCGGCGAAUGCGGCCAACUUGUUAGACCCGGUGCUGGCUGCAGAAGCCAUUUCGAUUUCUUUACAACCCGAUAGUAACUGCGACUUGUCCGGAAUGUUCCAGUUUUUGAUUGCAGAGAUUUUGGCGCUCAUCGACCCUUUGGAAGCUUUGGGUAAAGCUUGCGAAGGUUUGAUGAACGCACACGAUAUUUUGGGAAAGCUUUCUCCGGAGGACGCGUGUCGCGCGUUGCGCGGCAUGUCGCCGGAUGAGGUGACUAAAAUGUUACGUAAUCUUAAAGGUGGCGAUUUGGACUCUGAAUCGUCAUUGGCUAACGCCGUCGCUUUAUAUGCGGCUGGUUUAUCUCCGGAAGCUGCGGCAGCUUUGAUCGAAGACAUCGAUCCAAACUUUGCUAUUUCCUUCGUUUCUUUGAUGCCGGAGCAAAUGAUUCAAAACAUAAUGAAGCACUUGAAAAGACGCGACUUGAAAGAUCGCAUCUUGAACCGCUCGACAUUAUGCUUACCGCAAUGCACGGUGAAGUUUGCUGAAUAUCAAUGCAUUGCGGGCAUUCCGGCGAAGAUUGUCAUCGAAGCGAGAGAAAAGGGCGGUUCGCGCAUCCCCCACGGCGGCGCGCAACUCUCCGUUUUCACGCGACCGGCUGAUUCAAAGCUCGCGUCCCAAAUGGAACCCAUCGAAGGUGAGAUUAAAGACAGAGGUAAUGGUGAUUACGAAAUCAUUUACGUUUCCAAAACCGCUGGUCCGAUUGAAGUUGUUGUCCUCGGCAACUCCGAAGAGGCCAUUUACGAUUCCACGUGCUAUGCCGGUGACUGCGACGUGCUCAAAUCUACUCUUGAUAAGUCAGGGUUAGACGAGUGGAAAGCCGGCGAAGGCGGGCUGUUGCGCUUGCAGCUCGUUGACGCCUACGGUAACAAAAUCGACGCGAACGAUUGCGUCUUGGACUUCAAGGUUCGUUGCGUCGGCCCCGGGACGGUCAAGGCGAGCAACAAACGUUUGCCGAUGCCGGAUGGUCGAAUCGAGUUUGAACUCGAAACGAACACCACCGGAGUGUAUACCAUCACUGUUUCGUGCGUGGAUACGAAUGAAAUCAUUCCCACGACUCCCUUUGAAGCGGCAAUGGUGACUGGAAAACUCUCGCACGCCGGUUGUAAAGCCGUGUUGCAAACCUUGACAUCUUCGACGAAAGGCUUCAAAUUGGACAACGGAUUCAACGGCGCGAAAGGAGAUAAGAGUAAAAAGUCUCCGCUCGUUUGCGCCGCAAUGGCUGGUGAAGAAGUCACCGCACUGGUUGAUGCGUGCGAUCGAUACGGGAACCCAACUGUCUUCAAAGGCGAAACGGUGACGGUAUCUGCAUCCGGUCCGGCGCAUUUACCUCAAGAAAGAGCGUUUGAAGUCGCGGACAUGCGCGGCGGUCGCGUCAUUUUGCGAACGAUUUGCCCGAGAGCUGGAAGCUACGUCGUCCACGUUGCCGUCGAUGGUAUUCCCAUCGCCGCAUCUCCGUUGGCAUUGCAUGUGUUCCCUGGACCGUGCGUGACUGGACGAGCGACGUUGCGUGGGGAUGCGUUAGCCGGCGUCUUGGCCGGCCACGUCUCCAGGCUUACGGUGCAAACCGAAGACAAGUAUGGGAACAAUUGUCACGGGGGUGGCGAUCGCGUCGAUUUGAGCAUUAUUUCUUCGGGUGGGAACAAAUCGACGUGUUUGGACGUCCACGACCACGGCGAUGGUUCGUACACAGCGGAGUUUGUAGUCCCCACGGCGGGGAGGUACACGUGUUCUGCGGUAAUCAACGGGAAAGUCGCGAAAGAAUCCACGGUCGAAUUGAUUGCUACUUACGGUCCAGUUUCAGCAUCUGGGUGUAUUUUACGCGCUGCACCGGGUGUGGAGCAUUCGAAACAUGUCGAUCGCGUCGCCGGGUUGAUUGGCGCGGGGAAUAAUAACGACAACGUCGUUAUUGAUACGUGCGGCUCGUUGCGAGACAUUUACGUCCAGUCUUUGGAAUUUGAAGCGACUGGGAGAGGCAUGUCUGGGAAAGAAGCGUGUUCCGUGCAUUUAAUCGCCCCUUCUGGUGCUUCGCACACGUUGGCCGUUUCUUUUGCCGAGAGAGGCGCUCGCUACAAAGCCUCCGCGAGGUGGUGGGAAGUUGGGCGUCACGAAAUCGUAGCUACGAUUAAUGGUGAGCCCAUCGUCGGAUCGCCGCUAAUUGUCGACGUCGAAGCGCAGAACUUGAGCUUGCCAAUGUGCCGUCUCUCCGGUCCGGGUCUGCAAGGUGCAGUUGCCGGUGAGAAGGCGACGAUUUUGAUCGAGGCGAGAGACGCGAGAGGCAACCGAUUAUUCACCGGAGGCGCUUUAUUAGGUUUGGCCAUCCGAAGUGGUGGCGAUACCACGAGAGGUAAAGUAUUCGAUUUAGGCGACGGGACUUACGAGGCAGCAUACGUCGUCGAACGUGCCGGUCCGUUUGAACUGUCGCUCUUCCUCGGUUCAGAAGCAGCAACUUUUCGCGCGAAUUGCGUUCCGGGGAGAGUCGAUUACGCCAAGUGCCGAGUGGAUGGCGCUACGCACACGAGAUGGAUUGCUGGGCAACAACUUGCGUUUACGGUUACGCGUGUCGAUCGAUUUGGUAACAGGGUCCCGCGACGUGAAGGUUUAGCGCCUUUGUAUGGCUACGGCGUUGGACCGAACAACGCCGAAGUGGCUGUGGAGUCCUUAGAACUUGGUAACGGCACCUGUGAAAUCAGAUACACGGCGACGGUUGCUGGAACGUACAACUUGGGCGUGUACGUCGCCGAUGCGCCUUUACUGCCAUUCAUGAACGAAGAAGCGGAAGAGUUGAUGCAUUACGGACGCACAGAAGGCAAAACGAAAGCCUUGCCGGGCGUUGAAAGUCACGAAGGUGAGGACGUUUAUUCCAAAGCCGAAAGACAAAAACGCAUCGAGGCGAAAACGACCGAGUACGAUGAACACGCGAAAACAAUCAUCGAUGACAAGGGUAAAACCAGGCGCAUUUUAAUCGCAAACAAAGCUUUAGAAAGAGACGACGCGUUAGCAGGCGCCGUGAAAUCUGCGCAAAAGAAAGGUUACGAUGAGCGCAACUCUAAAAUCACCUUCGAAGAGCGCACGGCGGUAGCUAUUGCUGGCGGCCAAUCCAUCAGCGAGUUGCCAAAAUCGUUGCAAAAAGUCAACGCCGCGGAUGGUACGAUGCUCUUCCCUUUACCGAGAGGCGUAUUCGAAAUCCCGUUGGUCGCCGCGGUUGCGGAACCUCAGAAUUGCGACUUGAUCGUCGUUGGCGCGCGUCAGCGUAAUGGCGACGAUUACGACACAAACGGUGGCUCUAAAGCGUCUUGGGUUGCACCAGCGGGAGAAAACGUUCUCGUUUGCGUCACUGCGAGGGAUCGAUUCGGCAACGACACGUCCUGGGAGGAAGGCCAGGUGAUUCAAGUGCAAGCUCAAGGUCCGGAAUUCUUCGCUUUUGAUGUCACGGGGGCAACGUCGCGUCAAACCGAUUUCACGUCAAAAAUGACUCGAGCUGGUACGUUCGAGCUGCGAGUCUUGUGCGACGGUUUACCGGUAUGUUGGAGAGUUGUCCAAAUCAUCGCUGGACCGACGCACCCGGAUCGAUGUUUCUUAUCUAUGGAAGGUUUGAAAGACGUGAAAACGGGCGAUUUAGUUCGAUUAACGUUAAGAGCGGUGGAUCAAUACGCCAACUUGAGAGUACAAGGCGGAGAUGAUGUGCAAUUGGCGCUCGAAGGUCCGAACGGCGCUUACGCUCGUGGUGCUUCCGUGGUCGACCAUGGCGACGGCACGUACGCUCUCGAGUUCGGUGUCACCGUCGCCGGUCGUUGGAUUUUAUCCGUCCGUAUCAACGGCCAACCAUUGAUUGAAGGCGGCAUCGCCUUCCACGUCGCUUUUGGUACGUUGACCGCGGAAGAGGCCGAUAUUACGCUGAACCCAGCGCUUGACGCGCGAGGCGCGGCAGAGUGCGGGACGACGACGGAUUUAAUCAUCGUUGGCGCCGGUUUCGAAGUUAACAAACGCUUAAUGACUGGUUUAGAAGCGAUUUCGGUUGUUUUAACUUUACCGUCAGGCGUCUCCGAGUCGCUCCGCUGUACGCUCGCGAAAGAUAUGACUCGAUACGUGGCCAAAAUUCGUUGGCUUCAUCCGGGUGUUCAUCACAUUGCGGUUUUGAUCAAUGGGAUUCGCGUUCCGAAAACUCCCAUUCGCGUCAUCGCCGAAGGUCGGGAAAUUUCCUUGUCCGCCUGCGUUGUCUCUGGCGAAGGUGCGACGAGGUGCAUCGCCGGCGAACCAGCUAAGUUUCGACUCCACGCGAGAGAUUACGGUGGGAAUCCGAUUAACUUUGGCGCAGCAGAGAAGAUUCACGUCGAAGCGAGGUGCCCGGGAGAAAGUCCGAUCGCCGCUUCAUUCCUGAAUAAUCAAGACGGGACGUACGAUUUCGAGUAUGUGUGCACGAAAGCUGGUAAAGUUGAUUUGUUCAUCGCGUUGCAGACAAAAAAUCCGAGCAGUCGCACUUUAAACUGCGUAUGCGAAGCGUCGUGGUGCGAACCGUCCGAAUGUCGCGUGGACGCCUCCAAAAUGCUCGUGCAAUGGCUCGCCGGUGAACCCGGCAUCGUUCGCGUUCAACGUCGCGAUCGGUACGGAAAUCCGACGAGACGAAGCGCGAAAAACGGGUUGAACCGAUUCGCCGCGGAAGUUGUAGGCCCCGCCGUCGUGGAUUGCGAAGCGUUAGAGUUAGGCGACGGAACGUGCGAGUUGCGCUUGAGAGCGGCGGCAUCCGGCGUGUACGAAAUCGACGUUCUUGCGGUUGCCAUCGAUGCUACGAAUAUCGUCGACGACAUCGCCGGUGGUGGUGCCAUCUUAGGAGAAGCCGAUCCAGAACUCGUUGCGACGUUCGUCGCGGAGUGCGAGUCUACUCAAACCUUCCCGGCGGCAUGCGUCGCGAGAAUCGCGCUACAAAUCGAUCCUCUCGAUGAAUCAGCCGGUGAAGAGCGCUUGGGCGAGCACGACUCCGAUGCCUCCUUACCGGCCACAAUCGUUGCCGGCGACAAAGUCAACGUCUACGUCUUGCCUCGAGAUGCGCACGGGAACAAAACGCAAUGGACUGGCGGCGAACGCAUCGCUGUUCAUGGCAAAGGCCCGACGGAGAUUGCAUUUGCGCCUGGUGACGAUGUCGGUGCAUUUUCAGCAACCUUUACGGACGCGGGUACUUACUGCGUUUCCGCGUUAGUCGGCGACAGCUCUUGCGCUGGAUGGCCUCGUACCGUCCAAGUUGUUGCUGGUCCGGCGGACGCCAACGCGUGCAUCAUUUCUGGCGAAGCUUUAUCGCGCUCCACGACAGCCACGGAAACCACGCUCAUGCUCCAAGCUGCCGAUGUUUUUGGCAACAUGCGAUCUAUGGGCGGUGAUUUAGUCGAAGCUACGAUCAAAACCGAACACGAUGGGUACGUUGACUGUUACGUCGAAGAUGUCGGCGACGGCACGUACGUUUUACGAUUUGAAAUGGACGAACCGAUUCGACACGACGUGCAUUUAAGCGUCAACGGCGUCAAGGAAAAAAUUUCUAGGUACUCGCUCUCGCCAUCUUUAGGUGUUUUAAUUGCCGGCGAAUGCGUCGUUCGCGGCGUAGGUGGGGAACGUCCAGAGCUACACGACACGCAAACGUUAUUCGUCCAGCCGGCGAAUCCGUCUCGAGUCAUGUCCGGACGCGAGGCCAUUGUGUGCACGGUACACACGCCGUCAGGGUUGGCGUUUAAUACGCCCGUGGUGUUCAAUCCAGAAUCGAGACACUUUUGGUCUAAAUUGUUUUGGGUCGAGCUCGGGAACCACUCGGUUUGCGUUACUUUAGAUGGUGACAUCUUACCCGGCUGCCCGUUUGUCGUUCGCGUGCGGGACCCGAACCAGGAAGCGUACGACGAGUUCAUGCUCGACGCUCGCGAACGCGCGCCGUCCUCGGCGGUGCGUGCGAAUAACGCAUUUGGCUACGUUUACGGUACAGAUACGCACGGCCCAUUUCCGGAUUACUUCGAUUGGGCCGAUGAUAACGACGAUGACGACGAGAUGAGCUCCACAGAACACCAAGUCAUCUUUGGGAGUGCGAACAGUAACGAACCGAGAAUUACCGCGCAACAAGCCGAAGCGGCGUUACACGCGUUGCGCAGCCAACCUUCGUUGGAGGCAGCGGCGGAGAUGCUCUGUGGAAUGAAGCCAAACUUGGCUGGUGCGUGCUUGGAUAUGAUGGAGCCAGAAGAAGCGGCGAGCGUAUUGGCUGCCAUGCAAGACGAACGCGCCUUGGCGGCGGCGUUCGUCGCGAUGGAGGAAGAUAACGCGUCGGCGGCGUUAUACGCCGGGACGGCUGAAGAAAGAGAAAAGAUUUUGAACGCAAUCUCACCCAUGGCAGCAGCAACGUUACUCACGCGAAUGACGGCGCAAGAUGCGGCAAAUAUCUUGUCCGACGCGUCUGCGGAAGCGAGAGCGAACAUUUUACGUUCAAUGUCUCCGAAGAAAGCGGCAGAGAUUAUGGCUCGUUUCUCGGAGGUGUACCCGCACUUGAUGCGCGAAACCUUUGGCGCUCUAGAUGCAAAUUACGCGGCGAGGCUUUUAGCGUCCAUGCCAAACUUGACUGAUGUGGACCCAGAAGUAGUCGCCUUGGUUUUAUCGAGAGUGGAUUCCGAUGUCGCAUCGAACUUAUUGUGGAAAUUGCAAUCGACGCCGGCAAACGCGGAAGUUGCAGCGGCGGCACUGUGCGUCAUGGCGAUGACGGAUAUUGACUUGGCUGCGAAACAUUAUGCAACGUUGUUGGUUUCUGGGAAACCGAAAUCGGAACGAUUGGACGAAGCUUUAAGAGCGACGAGUAUUGGGACGAAGAUUGCAGAUUUGGCGGAGAAUUUGGUUGCGACUGGGGCGGUCACCCCGCCGCCGGUGAAUUUGAGCGGCGAAGCGCUCGGCGGCAACGCGGCUUCAUCUGGUGAAAUCAAAGAACACAGGUGGGGCGCAAACGGUGUAAAACCGUCCAAGUCAGCCACUCUUCGAGCGGCCAAAUCUUUGGAAGGUGUCCCACCCAAGGUUGCCGCACAAGCGCUCGCCGAUAUGCGGGCGGCGGCGGCGGGUGCCGUGUUGGCGACCAUGGACGCCGAACGCGCCGCGCAAAUCAUCGCUAACAUGAACCCGAAGAAACUUGCAGAAGCUAUUUCACAAAUGGAAUUGGACGAUGCCAAAAGAGUCUUCGCGUCCUGUAAACGAGGUGACCGCGCGAACAUUUUGGAAAACUUGUCUUUGGAAGCCUCCGGCUCCUUAGUUGGCGCUUUAGAUCCACAAUCCGCGGUGGAAGCGCUGAAGAUGAUUGAAGACGAAAAUAAAGUCAUGGACAUUUUACGACGCGUAAAACCUCCGUCGGCUUUAGCUGCAAUUCUUAUGCAAUAUACCGCGGAUAAAACUGCAGAAAUCUUCUCAAAAUUGACGCCGCAACAAUCCGCGAGUGCGAUGUCUUCCAUGUUUGCCUCGUCUCAGGAAGGCGCGAGGAAAUUGAACGCGGCGUUGGCGCUCAUGAAACCAGACGAAGUCGCUUUGCGUUUACAAGCGCUAUUACCGUUAGACCCACACGCGGCGAGCGAGUUGUUGUAUUCCAUGCCAGAACCGACGAGGUCGAAAGUCUAUGCGCGCAUGGAAUCGAAAGAUUCAGGGAAAAUUUUGCACAACUUAUCGCCGAAGCGAGGGAUGGAAAUCUUGGCCAACGCGUCCGUGAUAGAGGCGACGCCGAAAACGCUUUCUUCCUCUUUGGAAAGUUUGUCGAAAUACGGUCCAAGUUGGGCGAACCAAAAGCAAGCCGAGCACGAAACGACGAAGUCGAGAGGCGUCGUCGCGGAUUGUUUGCUGAAGUUAUGGCACGAAAGCAACAACGUUCACAAGCAAAAAGAUGCCGAGCAAAAAGUGACAUCGAAGAAGGCAUGCAUCGACUGUCUCGAAACAAUGGACGCGAAGGUUGCCGCGCACGCGAUUGGGAACAUGACGCCGAAAGACGCGGCUGAUAUCGUUUCUGCGUUGACGCCCGAAACUGCGGCGAGCAUCUUGACGAACAUGUCGGAGUCGAAAAGAGCUGCGAUGUUGUUAAAGAUGACGCCGGAAGCGGCUGCGGCGUGCUUGAAAUACCUGUCUUUAGACGAUGCCUCGGCUGCUAUUCGCGCCAUCUUGGAAACCGACGACGAGGACGCCAUCAAACGCGCAUCGCAAAUCUUAGCCGCCGCGGAUCCAUUCAGAGCCGGCGAAAUUCUUACGAGCAUUUCGAGCAACAUGGAAACGGUACGAACGGCGAUCAAGAAUAUGCCAUCUUCUGCGGUUGCGAACAUCUUUGCCGCCGGUGCCGUGGAACCGGACAUUGCGGCAAAAAUUAUUGACGGUCUCGACAUGGACAUCGCCGAUGGUAUCAUCGCUGCGUUACCGCCAGCUAACGCUGACCAAAUUUGCAACUUAGUCAAGGACGACGAAUUGCGCAACCGCGCCGCGGAUCGCGCCAUCGUCGUCUUGGCGUCUUCCAAGUUGGAAGGCGACGGAUGGCAAAAAGCCACGGCGGGAAUUGAAGCCGAAUUUAUUAUGCUUUCUACGAACCCAGCGGGCAAACGCAUCUUCAAAGGCGGCGCAAAAAUCAACUGCGCGGUGUACGAGUUGGAUAUCGCGAACAAACGAACUUCGAAGAUUCCCAUCCAAGCGAAAGUUGAAGAUUUGCGCGACGGGUCGUACGCAAUUCGAUACACGUGCUUGAAAGCAUCGCCGCACGAGUUAUCCAUAACUUGCGCCGGCCAAGAACGAAAAGCGCGCAUUAUCGUGGUCCCAGGUGAAGUCGAUCCGAAAUCGUGCGUCGUCCUCGAUUACGCCAUUACGAGGAAAGAAAUCACGACCGCCAGUGACGGGAAGAAAAAAUUGAAAGCCUCGGGGGAUGAAGAAAAGAACUACGAGAUUAUUAAAACGCCGUUAAAGAAGUACGUCUGGCGAUCUGGUGAUGUCGUUGAAAUCCCAAUGAUUUGUGCGGAUAAGCACGGAAACAUUGUGCCGCCGCCGAAACACGAAGAUUUGACGUCCACGUUCGCGAUCGUCGCCGACGGCGACGGGCCAGGAACGGUUGAAGCAGAUAUCGGGAGAAUCGAGAGCUUUGAUAAAAACGAUAAGCACGGUCCAACUGCGGUUGCGCGAUUCCGCGCAACCGCCUGCGGCUCGUACACUUUGCUCGUUUUCACCGCCGACAACCAAAAGAAAUGGUGGGAACGUGGCGGCAAAGCCGAAUCGCCAAUCCGGGGGGCGCCGAUUAAACUCGAUUUAGUCGCUGGCGCUGCGGAUGGUUCGAAAUGUUCAGCCAGAGUUGAAGGCGUCAAAGAACGCGCCGGCGCAGUAUUAAUCGCCGUCGCCGGUCGAGAAAUUGACGCGUACUUGGACGCCUUUGAUGCCUACGGCAACGCGUGCUCGUUUGACGCGGACCAAAAAGUUCGUGUGGAUUGCGCCGGCGCGAGCGAUUUACUCUUACGGGAAGCCUCGAAGAAGGACUUGAAGAAGAAAAAGAGCGCGAUUAACGUCAAUGAAAAAGCCUUUUCGGGUACGCUUACCAAAGCUGGUUCGUACUCCAUGCGCGCGACGGUCGACGGAAAAAUCUGCGCCGGCUUCCCGAAAGUAUUACAAGUCGUCGCGAAUGAAAUCGACGCGAAGACAUCCGUAUUGAAAGGCGACGCGUUGGCAGAGAAGCAAGUCCGCGUGGGCACUCCCACCCACGCAAUCUUCUUAGCGAACGAUUCCUUCGGCAACGCUCGACUGGAAGGCGGGGACAACGUGGAGAUUGUCUUGAAAUCAAACGAUUUCAUCGACGAAGGUUUGGAAGUUGAUGCGAAUGUCGAAGAUCACGCGGACGGUACGUAUUCGGUACGAUUUACGCUGCCUAAGAGCGGUAAGUGGACCGUGCACUUAAAAUGCUGGCCGGAUAAAGGUGAAAAGCCAGAGCAAUCCGUUCGCAUGUCCUUCAACUCCUUCGUCACCGGUGAUGCGGGUACGAAAUCGCAAGACGUGUCCAACACCGGCGUCAUCGAGUGCCUCCGCGGCAAAGUCAACGCCUUGACGCUGAAAUGUUUGGAAUCCAAACCGAUGUUUUUCGUCGGCGCGGAAACCGCGUUUACCUUACAAUCGACUGACUUUGACGCCUCGCACCGAGAAGUUGGCGGUAAAGAAGCCGUCUGCGCGCGAUUAUUAUCUCCAUCUGGUGUCUCUUCAAUUAUUCCUUUGAAGUUAACCAAGGACAAAAUCCGUUACCGCGCCGUCGUUCGAUGGCCAGAAGUUGGUCGACACACGUUAUUUGCCAACCUGGACGGCGAACCGUUAGUCGGCUCUCCGUUUACGUGCGACGUCAAACCGGCUGAAAUUUGUUUACCACUCUCUGAAAUCACCGGUUCUGGUCGAACCGAAUGCGUCGCUGGAAAACGAUCCUCCUUCAUCAUCCGUGCGCGCGAUCACCGAGGUAAUCGCUUGCGCAUGGGAGGCUCUCCGAUUGAGUGCGUGGUCACUUCCAUCAUCAAAGCCGAAGACAAACGCGUGGAAAGGCGCGAGGAUACGAUUGUCAAUACCGAAGGCUCUGUUCUCGAUCAAGGCGACGGGUCAUACGUCGUCUCGUACUUUGUCGACAUCGCCGGUAAGUAUGAGAUCGAGUUGGUCGCUGACGACUCGAGAAGAUCGCUGCAUGGUAUCUGCGAAGCCGCGGAAGCGGAUCCAAAUAGAUGUCAAAUCGACGCUUCUGGCUUGCGCAACUUGGAAGCCGGCAUGGUUGGUAUCGCGAGAAUUUUACGAUGCGACAAAUUUGGCAACGUUUUGAAAGCGUAUCCUGAUUCGUUACCGUUCCGCGUGGAAGCGUCUGGCGCAGGACCGGCGGAAAUCGAAACAGUGGAAGCUGGAGACGGAUCGUGCGACGUUCGAUUCGAAGCGAGAGUGGCGGGUAGGUACACCUUGUACGUCUGGUCCGGGUACAAACGAGACCCGGUGAAAGGCGCGCCGAUCGAAGUUCGCGUGUCGCCUGGUCAAGCGGCGGCGGCGCAUUGCGUUGCCACCGUCGAAGGCGCACACGACGACCAAGGGUUCAUUUCCUCCAAUACCAAUUCGAGUAUCACCCCGAACGUGGGUCAAAUCAACGCUCGCGCGGGUGAUUUUCUCACCAUUAAAAUGCACGCUCGAGACCGAUUCGGCAACGCUACCGUUUGGAAGGAAUGGCAAACGCUCGAAGUUCGUGCAUCUGGACCGAGAGAUGUGCGAUUCGAGGAGAUCCAGUCGAAGUCAUCGGGCGGAGGUAGUCAAAUCCGAGGCCAAUUCCGAUCGAUGUUUUCGAAAGCUGGGAGUUACGUCGUGUGGGUCACGGUUGGUGGCCAAGCCGUCGUCGGUUGGCCGAGAGUUAUCCACGUCUCACCAAACGUCACGGACGCGGACCAAAGUAAGAUGCGUCCGGAGGCGGAAACGUUGGCGUUGAUGAGUGAGCUCGUCACUUCUAACCAACGCGGCAACCGAAUGCUGUUAGGCGCGCCGGUGAGAGAUCGAGGCGCGUUUGGUCAGCGGACGUUAGCGGGCGCGACGAUGGCGGAGGACGAAGACAACGUCGACCAACUCAGAAGAGAAACAGAAGCGUUGAAGAUUAAAUUGGCUGAAUACGAGCGAGCGGCGGCGGUCGUUGCCAUGGCGGCGCAAAAAGGAGUCGAAGCAGAGUUGAAGCAACAACAACAACAACAACACGUCGUCGUCACAAAGGUGGUGAAAGGAGGAGGAAAACAACAACGACAACUGCGCGACAUCGAAUCCGAGACGGAGGAGGAGGAAUAA